Molecule: messenger RNA, 2555 nt
Organism: Nannospalax galili (Upper Galilee mountains blind mole rat)
Lineage: Eukaryota; Metazoa; Chordata; Mammalia; Rodentia; Spalacidae
Gene: Emilin3
Product: elastin microfibril interfacer 3
Exons: 4
Coding region: 108-2402 (764 amino acids)
Cellular component (GO): extracellular matrix
Molecular function (GO): protein binding
Source: RefSeq, a predicted model, not a curated record
GCGGCCGCGCAGCGCAGGCGGCCGAGAGCGCUCUCCGGAGGUCGCGAGUGGCCGAGUGGAGGAUCCCGCGGGAGGCACCGCGCGCGGCCGGGCGGACCCCGAGCGCGAUGGGCCGCCGUCUGCCGGUGUGGCUGUGCGCCGUCACGGCGCUGCUUUCGGGGGCGCAGGCCAAAGGCACCCCACUCCUCGCGCGGCCGGCGCCGCCCGGUGCUUCCCGCCACAGCCUCUACACGACCGGAUGGCGUCCGCGGCUGCGUCCGGGGCCGCACAAGUCCCUCUGUGCCUAUGUGGUACAUAGGAACCUGACCUGCAUCCUACAGGAGGAAGCAGAGCGCUACGUAAAGGCUGAGUACCGACAGUGUGGAUGGGGGCUCAAAUGCCCCUCGACAGUGAUGUAUCGCUCAGUGCUUAGACCCAGAUACAAGAUUGGCUACAAGACUGUAACAGACCUUGCCUGGCGUUGCUGCCCUGGUCUUACUGGAGAAGGCUGCCCUGAACACCUCACGGACCAUGGAACCACCCCACCCCACCAAGAGCCAGAAUCCCAGAUUCCCUUGGGGCAGCUGGGCCCAGGCCUCAGGCCUCCUCCUUAUAGUCGAGAGGCUACAACUGCCCAUGGAAGAAAAGGCCCAGGACUGUUUGGUGAGCGGCUGGAACAGCUGGAGAGUGAUGUUCAACGCCUGUCACAAGCAUAUGGUACUCUGAGUGGUUUGGUGGCCAGCCAUGAGGAUCCCAAUAGGAUCACUGGUGACCCCAGGGCUCCCGCUGCGCCCAUAGACUUUGGGGUCAUCCCUGAGGGGCUUGUGAACCCAGAAGACAGAGACAGAGGACCACUGACAACCCCCCUGGGUGAGGUACUGGGCAAGCUGACAGAAGUGAGCAACACGCUGAGGACCAAAGUGCAACUGCUGGAUGAGGUGCAUGGAAUGGCCCUCAGUCACGAGGCCCACCUGCAACGACUGCAGGAAGCCCGGCCGUCUCCCCUGACCUCCCUGGCACUGCUUGAGGAGUAUGUGGACCAGCGGCUGCAGCGACUCUGGGGGAGCCUGCUGGAUGGCUUUGAGCAGAAGCUGCAAGGUGUCCAGAGUGAGUGUGACCUGCGAGUGCAGGAGGUACGGCAGCAGUGUGAGGAGGGUCAGGCGGCCAGCCAGCGGCUGCACCAGAGCCUCGAUGGGCGGGAGCUGGCCCUGCGUCGGGAGCUCUCACAGCUGGGCACUCAGCUGCAGGGCCUGAGUUUGGCAGGUGGGAGUGGCUGCUGCAGCCAGCUGGCCUUGAUUGGUGCCCGUAUGGACAGUCUUGAGAGGAGCCUGCAGGCUGUCACUGAGGCCCAAGGUGGCCCUAGCACCCUAGCUGCAGAUGAGCUUGCACGCCUGUCUGCUGCCAUGCUCCAGGGGGGUGUGGAUGGGCUGCUUGAGGGCCUAGAGACCAUCAAUGGGACAGAGGAUGGAGCAAGGGGCUGCUGUCUGAGGAUGGAAAUGGGGAGCUGGGGUGUGGGGGGCUUUGGGUCCAUGCUGGAAGAGCGUGUGCAGAGCCUAGAGGAGCGUCUGGCGACACUGGCCGGAGAGCUAAGCCACGAUAGCGCCACACCAAGUAGGUCAGCACGACCCCUUGUGCAGACAGAGCUGGCCGUGUUGGAACAACGGCUGGUCUCCCUGGAGACCUCAUGCACCCCCAGUACCACCUCAGACAUCUUGGACAACCUUGUGGCAGAGGUGAAGACCUGGCAGAGCCGGAGUGAGGCCCUCCUACGCCAGGUGGCCGGUCACACUGCUCUGCUCCAGCAGCUCAAUGGCACUGUGGCUGAAGUUCAGGGGCAGCUGGCAGAAGGGACAGGCAGCUCACUCCAAGGUGAGAUCACGCUAUUGAAGGUCAACUUGAACUCGGUGAGCAAGUCACUCACAGGCCUCAGUGACUCCGUCCUCCAGUACUCAGAUGCCUUCUUGGCCGCCAACACAUCCCUGGAUGAGCGAGAACGCAAGGUAGAAGCUGAAGUCCACGCCAUCCAAGAGCAGGUCAGCAGUCAAGGCUCAAGGCUUCGAGCUGGCCACAGGCAGGUCCUGAACUUGCGCGGGGAGCUGGAGCAGCUCAAAGCUGGUGUGGCUAAUGUGGCUGGAGGGUUGAGCCGCUGCCGGGACACAGCCCGGGAACUCCAGCGUACGGUGGGCUACUUUGACCAACGGGUAGCACAGGUAGAGGGUGCAUGUGAGAGGCUGGGCCUAUUGGCUGCCCACCUGGACAGCUUGCCCACUGAUCAGCUUAGGUCCAGGGAAGGCCUGUGGGGCCACAUAGACCAGCUGAAUCACACACUAGCCCAGCACACACAAGAUAUUGCCCAACUCCAAGAAGACCUGCUGGACUACCGAGCCCAGCUGGCCAAGGUGAGGCCAGGGCGAGCUGACUAGGUAGGCUGGGAAAGAAUCUAAGCCCAUAUCCCACCAACCCUGGGAAUGUUAGCCCAGAGCCCAACCCUAUCCACCUAGCCUUCCAGCCUUCCAUGGCCAGUCCAGAGGUCAUUGGAUGAAUAGUCUUGGUCCAGCUCAGCGUCAGAAGUCACC